GUAACCACGCACUGUUUCGAAAGCUUGGCAAAGCUUCUUUUCAGAUUGUUAAAACUCUUUGCGUGCAACGCUUCGUACCACUCAGCCGUCCAUCGUACAGGUUGAAAUCAAAUUUCAAUUCAUCUUUAAGUGUCGUUGGCUAUUUUAACAAAAUGGCGAGAUCAUCGUCAGACAGCAGUGAUGACGAAAGAAAAACGGUCCGGAUAGGACCUGCUCCACCAAUCCCGAAGAAAACUUACGCCACCAAGAGUUCAACGAUGCAAAAGAGGAAGAAGCAGUGUUGCCUUCUGAUCAGGAAAAAAUGGUUCAUCGCAGCGAUGAGCGCAUUUAUUCUGCUGCUCAUUUUGGCCAUUGUUCUGGGCGUGACUUUGGGUGGAAAGAAUAAGUCGGUUGUUUACAGCAAUCCAGUCAAUAUGACGUGGUGGCAAAAUUCCACAAUCUACCGUUGCUACGUGACGUCCUACGUCGAUUCUGAUGGAGACGGAAUAGGAGAUUUCAAAGGAAUCCAGGAACGCUUAAGCUAUCUAAAAGAACUUGGAGUUGACGUUUUAUGGUUGUCACCUAUCCAGAAUACGAACACAGUGUCUGGCACCGACGUAAUCGACGCGAAACAAGUUAAAAUUGAAUAUGGCUUGCAACAAGAUUUUCGGAAUCUCGUCGCUGCCGCCAAAGAAAUGGGAAUCAAGGUGAUUAUGGAUAUCAUUUUGAAUCAUAGCGGGAGCGCCCAUAAGUGGUUCAAGCAGUCGCAGUUGUCAACAAACCCUUACAAAGACUAUUAUAUUUGGAGCAAGGGUAAAUUAGGAGGGUUAAAUGACACUAAACCUCUACCUCCCAACAACUGGAUUUCACUGUACAACGGCUCCGCCUGGCAGUGGAGUGAGAGCAGACAGGAGUAUUACCUUCGUCAGUUUUGGAAAAACGAGCCCGACCUUAAUUACCGAAAUCCGCAGAUUAUCCAAGAAAUGAAGACGGCGGUUAAUUUCUGGUUGGAAUUGGGGGUGGAUGGGUUCUAUCUCCGCGACGUCUCAUUUUUGUACGAAGAUGCCCAGUUAACCGACGAGAGUCAGUUGAGUAGCUCGCAGGAAUACGUUUUCCAUAGCCACAAUAACACCCGUGACCUCACUGAAAGUUACCAAGCUGUGAACGACAUCUUUUUUGGCGCUAUUCAGCCACGGAUGAAUGCUGACAGAGUAUUGCUUAUGGAAACUAACGAUCGAGUCAUGAGUGAUGAAAAGUGGUUCCAAACAUAUCAAAUGAUGACGACCAACGCGCUCUACAAAUUGAACUCAACAUUCGACGGUUUGCAACUGAAAGCUGUUGUUGAACAUUCACUCGAGGCCUUCAACAAAACACACGUGUGGCCAAUCUGGUCGCUAGGUGACGAGACAAAAAGUCGCAUCUCGUCCAAAUUCAAUCAAUUGGCUGUCGGAUUACAAGUAACUCAAAUAUUCCUGCCGGGUUCAUCGUCCAUCUAUUAUGGUGAAGAGAUCAUGUUGAGCAAUAACCCGUCAAUCACAUACGAUCAAACAGUUGAUAGUGCUGCCAAGGAAGCUGGCCAAUCGAAUUAUAAUAAAAUAUCGCGGGAUCCCUUCCGCACUCCCAUGAAGUGGAACUCUUCCCGAAACGCAGGUUUCACUGUCGCGACAAAUCCUUGGCUUCCGGUGAACAACAACGACCCGACUGUCGAUUUACUAAAAUCCAGAACCAAUUCCGUUUGGUUCACAAUCAAGGACAUGAUUAGCCUGAAAAAGAGUUCGUUAGCAUUGACGAAUGGAACUAUUGAAUUCCCGAUGGUCGACGCGGACAUAUUUUCUUUUACCAGAGUUCACGCAACAAACAAUACCGGAUUCCUUAUUGUAUGGAAUGUCGGUAACCAGCGCAAAACCUUGUCUUUUAAUGAUGUCCAAUACAUCUCUAAUGACAUGACAGUGAUUCGCAAAGUCAAACCGGAGGGAAGUCGAACGGAGUCUGCGCCAGUUAAAAAGUCAGACGUAUCAGUGGAUUCUAAAGAGCUCAUCGUCUUUUCAUUCUGGAAGCAAUGAUGUGGUGGACUUGAGGGUAAUAUGUUGCUAUCAGAAGGAGACGAGAAAUCUAUAAGCUAAAAGAGAGACGCCAGCUUAUUACAAAGAAAAACUUGUCGGUAUGAAAAAAAAAAUGUUUAGUUUUUAAGAGAUCAUUUAAAACGUGACACCAUGAUUUAUACACCCCAUUUCAGAUAACAAAUCAGACAUUUUACAAUACAAAUCAUAAAAAAUUUUUUCAGGUUUUCUUUGCUUUUGAAUUGCAUGGACAAGUGUUUCCAAGAUUUAAUUAUCAAUUUUAUUUUAAUGCCUUCCCGUUUUCAUCAUGGUUUACGUGACCUCAAACAUAUUGACAAGGGAUAAAUCAUGGGCGAUUAAAAACUAGUCCAUAGAUGACUUAAGGAUUUUAAUGCUUUGGGAAUAAAAAUCUGGCACCAGAGAGAAAUAUCGGGAAUCGGAUCAUAGCCUAUUAGAUCACAUGGCUUAUACAUCUGAACUUUAGAAGCAUUCUAAUUGUUUUGUGAAACCUCCGAUCGAAGGUUCAUGUUUCUUGGAAAAAUUUCAAAAGAGCUGCUGGGGGUGUAUAUGUUGACGGAAGAUUUAAAGGUCAGUUAGUUGUCUUCAAGACUUAGAGAAGGACGGAUUGACACUCGUGAAAUGCGGACUCAUGGAGGCGUAUAUAGAGUCCAGCAAGAUCAUUUUACGAAAAAAGCUAUUCUAAAACGGUUAUACCUUAUAACCAGACAUUUGCUGAAGGUCCCGUUGUUAUCUUUGUUAAUAACAGCAUGUUGCUUCAUGAUAACCGAGGAAAUGCGAUCCUGGAGGCG
This is a messenger RNA of Daphnia pulex (common water flea), 2848 nucleotides long. RefSeq names its product maltase 1-like. Lineage: Eukaryota; Metazoa; Arthropoda; Branchiopoda; Diplostraca; Daphniidae. Bases 153 to 2042 code for a protein of 629 amino acids. The record is from RefSeq and is a predicted model, not a curated record. Gene Ontology annotation, biological process: carbohydrate metabolic process. The transcript is spliced from 13 exons.